UACAGAGUACGUAAGGAAUGCGUGUUACGCACAUUUUUCAUACGUACGAACGCCAGUAAGUUACGAUAUACGAUAUGAUUGGAAUAAGUGAUUGAAAGUUAGUAUAAUAGUGAUAUUAGUGCAGUACGUAGGGAAUUUAUUGGCGAUAAAAUUGAAGAAUAAUAAAAUAAUAAAAUUUAAAUAUGGUCGAAAAUAAAAAUAAAAUAAAUAUAUUUCGACCAUAUUUACAAGACGAUGUGGGACGUAGAAUUUACAAUAUGUUCUUGUAUCUUGUUUCGUCCCUUAUCACACGACAAAUAACAAGCAAAAAUCAAUGACGUAUUUCGAGUGUCAAAAAUGCUGUCAUUGCAGCUUUAUCGGCGUAGCUGUUGUCUUUCGCAUUUUUUAUCGUGUAUCCAUACGAUUUUGAUUCUGAUUCUGCAAUCAUCUUCUGUAUCUGCCAGGUAUAUUAGCGGUAAAUUCGACAAUACAUUCGACGGCCAGUUCCCAUAGAUUUCACGAUAAUAACAGUGCCAUUUAUCGGAAUGCAACGUCUACGAUAUGUCGACAUCGAUUUGACCCAGUUUCGUGUUUAACGGUGAUCGAGCUAUUAACGUACAAUGUCCGUUACUGCGACUUCUACGGGUUUUCAUGACCGUGGACGUGGAGCUCCAUAAGAUAAUAGCCACUUCGUAGCGCAGGUGUAAUUGCAAGGAAGCUCGUGGGAUGGAAUGCAAGAGCUUCAAUCGAGCAUUUUUCAGAGUACCGCGACGUUUGUUUAAAAAUUUCUCCGUGUCCCCUUCGAUGAAGGAUCGCGUAGGAUCUUUCUCGAGUUACCCCAUCCACAUAAAAGUACGCGCACAUCGCCGGCAGUACUUGAAUUUCAAAAAAUACCACAGCAACAAUUACAAGUUCGAGAUCGACGGAGUCGACGGGGUCUCCAGGAAACGUAUAUUAUUAAUAAGGCGCGAAGAGUUCAAUGGGAAUAAUAAAUCAACGAAGACGACUUCUAAGGACGUGAGCUAAUUUCAAAUAGUAAUGCGGAAGUCACCCGCUUGAUUCUGCGUGCAGGAGAAGAAGCAUGACGACGAGAACAUAAAACAGAGAGAAAGCAUGGACUUUAAAAACGUAAAUCCACUAAACGUCCGGCUGAACGCGAUCUCGGGCAAUAUAUUGCCGAUGGCCGUCGGCAACGAGUUGUUCCCGGCGACCUGGAGGAUGUACGGUGCACUCGUGUGGUUACUUCAACUGGUCCAGUUGGCUGCUCUGUUCCUCGGGAUGAUGCACGUGCCGGCGGAGAAGGCUCUGAUAGACAGCACCACCACUAUCGCGGUCUCCGCCGAGCUAUUCUUCAUUAUUGCGCGGAUUCACAUGUACAGACACCUAGUGGUGCGACUGAUCGAUAAACUAAAUGACAUAUUGGGCGCCGACGAUGACAUCAUGAAGAACAUCGUCCAGGGUACCCUGAGACCUACAAGCCGGCCGCUCAAGUUCUACUGGGCGACCGCCGUGUUCGCGAUAGUCUUUUGGAACGGUACAGCGAUCGCGGUGGUCUUCAAGAAAAAUGUCUUUACCUACGAGGACUACAGCAUGCCGGUCGCCUUCUCAAGACAACCAUUCUCCACCAGCACGUUCCUCAUGGGAAGCCUUGUGGUGCUCAUCGGCACUGUUUACAAUUGCACGAAGAAAGUAAGCGUGGACGUGUACAUGAUACACCUGGUGUUGCUGAUGACGGCGCAGUAUCGAUACAUCGCGAUCAAGCUCGCCGAGAUUUUCCGCGGGGGAAAUCUUGAACGAGACGACGAAUUUUGUUGCAAGAUGAAUCAUUGGGCGAGAAGGGAGAUGAGGAUGCUGUGUAGACGUCACAACGCCGUCGUUCAAAUGAUGUUUAUGUUGAAGAAAUUGCUAUCGUUGAUCUUCAGUCUAAUUUAUGUGAACAGCGUUUUUCGAUUUUGCUUUAUCGCCGUUAUGUUCAGCACAAUACCAUCGCAGACUGUUUUAAUAGGAUUUUUGAUCCUCGUGUAUACAUCCGGCGCAAUGGUGCAGCUCUACACGCUGUGUUCGCGUGUACAGCAACUAUUAGACGCUAGUACAACACUGACGGAUGAAGCAUUUCACGAGGAUUGGUACCGUUUUGGCCCGUCAAUAAAACGUUCGUUCAUGUUCUUGAUAAUGGCGAAUAAUAUGGAAUGCAAACUAGCGACGUUCGGCAAGUUCAAUCUAUCUUUACCUUCGCUAAUGACGGUAAGAUGAUUUUACAUGUAUCCCUUUAUCAUAUAUCGCUUAUACGUUAUAACGAUAUAAUUACAUAUUCGCACUCUCUUAUCUCCGAAUUAUAUCAACGUUCUUUUUAGAUAUUAAAUCAAUCGUAUUCCGUCGCUCUGUUGUUUUUGAAAGUUCUGUAAAAAUU
Harpegnathos saltator (Jerdon's jumping ant) is the source of this 2389-nucleotide messenger RNA. RefSeq lists its product as uncharacterized. The record is from RefSeq and is a predicted model, not a curated record. Lineage: Eukaryota; Metazoa; Arthropoda; Insecta; Hymenoptera; Formicidae. Gene Ontology annotation, cellular component: plasma membrane. Gene Ontology annotation, biological process: sensory perception of smell; detection of chemical stimulus involved in sensory perception of smell. The transcript has 6 exons. Bases 1093 to 2232 code for a protein of 379 amino acids. Gene Ontology annotation, molecular function: odorant binding; olfactory receptor activity.